ACUACUUCCACUAAUUCUCGAUAAUCGAUCGACGAUAUGUUUUGGUAGCCAUACCGAAACAAGAAAGUGGGUUCGUGAAGCAAGGGCCACCGAUCGAAUGAGAUUCAUCGAGCAGAAUUGAUAGAGCCAUAAAGAAAUGAAAAACGCGCACGGAGCAACGAGCUCGGCGGCUGGAAUGCGGCAGAACUCCGAUUCGUCCACAACGCCCAAGAAAUCGAAGAAACCCAAAUAUUCCAGAUUUACACAGCAAGAGCUUCCUGCUUGCAAACCAAUUCUAACACCAGGAUGGGUUAUAACAUCCUUCGUUGCUGUUGGCAUUAUCUUUAUCCCCAUAGGCAUUGUUUCCUUAUUUGCUUCAGAACAAGUUGUUGAAAUUGUGGACCGAUAUGACCAGGAUUGUCUUCCUUCUCAGUAUAGCAGCAAUCCUCUUACGUUUAUUAAAGACAGUAAAACUAAUAAAACAUGUAGUAGGAGGUUGAUUGUUCCCAAACCAAUGAAAGGUCCUGUUUACAUCUAUUAUCAGCUUGAUAACUUCUAUCAAAAUCACCGACGAUAUGUAAAAAGCAGAAGUGAUACACAAUUACGAAGCAGGGCAGCUGAAGCAGACACGAAAACAUGUGCACCAGAAUCGACUAUUGGGAAUGGGGCUCCAAUCGUCCCUUGUGGACUCAUUGCAUGGAGUUUGUUCAAUGAUACAUAUGGUUUUUCUAUGAAAAACAAGGUACUAGAUGUCAGCAAGAAGGACAUAGCCUGGAAAAGUGACCAAGAAAAAAAAUUUGGAUCUGAUGUCUAUCCUAAAAACUUCCAGACUGAAGGUUUGAUUGGUGGUGCAAAACUAAAUGCGAGCCUACCUCUGAGUCAGCAAGAGGAUCUUAUAGUUUGGAUGCGAACUGCGGCACUGCCUACAUUCAGGAAACUGUAUGGGAAGAUAGAAGGAGACUUCGAUGCGAAUGAUGAAAUAACAGUGGUGAUAGAAAAUAACUAUAAUACCUAUAGCUUCGGUGGUAAAAAGAAGCUGGUCCUUUCAACCACAAGUUGGAUUGGUGGCAAGAAUGAUUUUCUAGGCAUAGCUUAUCUUAGUGUUGGAGGAGUCUGCUUGUUUUUAGCGAUAACCUUCAUACUUCUUUACGUGAUCAAGCCAAGGCCUCUAGGUGACCCAUCCUAUUUGUCCUGGAACAGGAAUGCAGCAGGGCAGUUAAACUAAGCAUCUGUCUGUCUUUUGGUUCUAAAUCCAUACUUUUUUAAGUAAUAGAAUGAGGGAGGAGAGGAAAGGGAGGUCUAAAGUUGUUGAAAGAAAGCUACUGGUAAAGCCUACUCUAUUUUUAUGGUAGCUUAGACUUUGGUUUAUAUAAUGUUUGUAUAUUUGGACAUGUCUUGUUUUACUGUAUUCCCUGAUGAAAUGAUUCUAUGUAAGCUCAAUGUGAAGGUGGGAAAUGAAAUUUAAAUUCCCAUAUUUUGUUGAAAUUGAACUGGGAAUUUAGGGUGUUUGCAGGUUGGAUUU
Molecule: messenger RNA, 1501 nt
Organism: Momordica charantia (bitter melon)
Lineage: Eukaryota; Viridiplantae; Streptophyta; Magnoliopsida; Cucurbitales; Cucurbitaceae
Product: ALA-interacting subunit 5
Cellular component (GO): plasma membrane; Golgi apparatus; endoplasmic reticulum
Source: RefSeq, a predicted model, not a curated record